AAUUUCACAUCCAAAAUUUUCAAGCUCUGUAUGUUUGCAGGAAUCAAACUACUAUAAAGUCACAUUCGAUAGUCGUAGGAACGACUUACGUGUUGAUGUAAUAACUGUCCAGAUAGGUUGUUUUGAAAUACAUGUAGCGAGGAGUUUUGGUGGGGGCGUCUGAACGAAGCCCAACUGGGUGAACUCGGGACAUACUGUCAAAACGUUUCUAACUCCGAAUAUUCAAGCCUUCGAAGACGUUAGGAGGGGAGGAGAAUUCACGACAUAGCUAUGGCGGAGAUUGAUGAAGCCAUCAAGAAAAUUGCGUCCCACAAGGGCGUUGUAGGGACGAUCGUUGUAAACUCAGAUGGCAUUCCGAUUCGCACCAGCCUGGACAACACGACCACCGUGCACUACGCCAGUCUAAUCCACCAACUGACGAGCAAGGCACGCUCGUGUAUCCGUGACAUCGAUCCAGCAGACGACCUGACGUUUCUUCGCAUUCGUUCCAAGAAGCACGAAAUCCUCGUUGCACCAGAUAAGGAGUUCUUCCUAAUUGUCGUUCAGAACCCCUCCUCCUAGGAGUACGUCUGCCGCUCGACGCAAUUCUAUAUCUUCCACGUACUUGCCUUUCCACAAAAUGACUCAUGACUUGUGUUCUAGCUGUUGCAACCCUUGUUCAGCACAAGCGGUAAUUGUUGUUGCUAUUGAACAUUGACCAUGAAUGCAUGCUCUAUAAAGUCUCAAAACAUCUGCCCGCCGAUGGGCCAUGACACAGCGCGAUAGAGCGCACGCUACAUUUGUUUUUACUCCGCUCGCAUAAUUAUUUUGACUUCUUCAAGAUUUUUUGUUUUCGUUUUAGGAUGCACUCCCCAGUGUUGCAAGUAUGUGUAGUCAGCGGGGUCCCUCCUUGCAAUGUUCUGUGACUUAUCUGCCACAGGGACGAUGUGGUGGUGCUUCAUGUGCAAAGUAUGACGGUCGGUUGCCAUCAGGUUUUUCCACGUUUUCGCGCCGGUACACAGGGGCGUCCUGUGACACGGCACUAUCAUAAUUAUAAUAUGUGCCUUUCAAUCAACGCUGGUAUUGAA
This is a messenger RNA of Sycon ciliatum, 1067 nucleotides long. RefSeq names its product dynein light chain roadblock-type 2-like. Gene Ontology annotation, cellular component: cytoplasm; centrosome; cytoplasmic dynein complex. The record is from RefSeq and is a predicted model, not a curated record. The transcript has 5 exons. Gene Ontology annotation, molecular function: dynein intermediate chain binding. Bases 271 to 561 code for a protein of 96 amino acids. Lineage: Eukaryota; Metazoa; Porifera; Calcarea; Leucosolenida; Sycettidae. Gene Ontology annotation, biological process: microtubule-based movement.